UCUCCUCUCUUUUUUCUAUGGGUGUUUACGGAAUCAUGAGAAGGGGGUGUUUUUGUUUUUCGCUAAGUUUUGAAGGGUUGAUUGCAGUAGUUAUUAGGAUGGGCAUUAGACUGUUUUCUUUUGUAAAUUUUGAUUUCUAGGUCUCUAAACUUAUUGAGUUUUGGGGUUAUCAUACUGAACCAAAUUAUACUUCCUAAUUGGGAAAUUUGUGCAUAUGUGAAAGUAAAAGGAAAGAGAUAAUGGAGCAAUCAAAUUCUAAAAGAAAGAAGAGCACAGGCCCAAAUUUGUUUGCACGAUGGAAGGAGAUUGGAAGGAGAUUUGAUGUUCGUGCGUUUCAGUAUGAUAUCCAUUAUAACAUUGCACUUCUGAAAGUUGAAUCAAUUCAACCGUUGGUGCCUGCAAUUCUGAAAGGUGUCAAAGUGAUCAAUAAAGCAGCUGCAAGAGGGGGAUUUCUUCGUCGACACUCUGACACUUUUCAUCUUUCCCAUGGAGAUGAGGUGAUAUCUGUUGGUCGGUUCUUUCAGGAACCAUAUACAGUGAUGUCUGCUCCUGGAACAUUCAGAAAUGAAUGUUGCGAUUUGGAUUGUCCGCUGAUGCUCAAAACGACCUGCAACAUCUCAAAGUGUGGUACUGGUGGACCUCUCAUUAAUGGUGAUGGAGAGGUAAUUGGCAUCAAUUUCUUUCUCGAAGAAUACACACCAUUUAUGCCUAUUAAUAUUGUUUUGAAGUGCAUAGAACACUUCGAAAAACACGGGAAAUUUGUUCGGCCUAAUUUUGGAAUCAAAGGAGCUAAUUUCUCUACUGGAACAAGUAUGCAAAUGAUGGAAAAAAUUAACCGGGCAUUUCCUGACAUAUCUACAGGAAUUCUUGUUAAAGAGGUAGUACCACUGUCCCCUGCAUAUUAUGCUGGUAUACGUGCGGGGGAUGUUCUUCUCCGUUGUGGUGGAGACAUUAUUCAGAGUGUUGUUGAGUUUGAAGUAAUUAUGGUGAAAGAUUGGGGAGGCACUAGAGAUAGAGUUGCUAAAAGAAUUCAAGUUGGUGGAGAAGACUGUGGUCGUUGAGGAGUUGAGCCCAGAUCAGUUUUACAGUUGGUGUCUUCCUAAGAAACGAUGGGUAAUGAUGGGUGAUGUCUAACUCCAGGAGACUGUUUCUCUUGUUCCCCUCAUUGUAAAAUAUUUCAGUAGUCUGUAGUGGUAAUUAUCAGGUAUGUUAAGCAGAGUUUGCACAAUUCUUAAGGCAAGGAGGAAAUGGAAGUAUGUUUAAGUAUUUUUUAACAAUUAUACCCUUACGGAUAAUAAAUAGUAAAACUUAGAAA
Molecule: messenger RNA, 1315 nt
Organism: Papaver somniferum (opium poppy)
Lineage: Eukaryota; Viridiplantae; Streptophyta; Magnoliopsida; Ranunculales; Papaveraceae
Product: putative protease Do-like 14
Exons: 8
Coding region: 240-1061 (273 amino acids)
Biological process (GO): proteolysis
Molecular function (GO): protein binding; serine-type endopeptidase activity
Source: RefSeq, a predicted model, not a curated record